AUGUCCUGGAUCCUGACAGUGCCCCACACUGCAGCUGCAUCCACCACAGCCCAAACAUCUGCCCAGCUGUUGGACUUUGAGAAGUACUGCUUGGCUAGCAGAGCUGGAGCCAGACUCUUCAUAGAUGGCACCAUAAAUGAGAAGGAAAAAGGUUCCUCAGUGUCCCUAAAGAGCCUGAAGCACUCUGACUGUGGGGAGAAGCAGGAGCUCAUUGAAGGAGCCAGGAACUAUUCCAGGGAAAUCCAGUGGUGCCUCCAGCUGAUCCUGGACUGUCAGAUCCCAGUGGGCUGUCAUUCUUUUACCACCAACUCCUUCCUGGAGUAUUUUGCUGCUGCCAUCAGCUACCCAGUGAGGAAAGAGGGAUUCCAGAGUAGACAGAAACCCCUGAGGAAACUCCUCCCUGAGAGGACCAGAGCUGCCAGGGACAGGGAGAACAAGAAGCUGGUGGAGUUCAUGGUGAAGACCAAAGGGGCUGAAGAGAAUCUCCUGGGGAUCUUGAAAAGUGUGGAGACUUAUUUGGAGGAUGAGGAGCAGCUGGACCUGGUGGUUGGGUAGCUGAAGGAGGUGUACAGGGAGAUGGGCACCAAGAACCUGCAGCAGAUCCUGGGGGAUGGCAUCAGAUUAAUCUCAGAUGUGCUUUUUUUACCUGAGGCCAUCAUCUGUGCCAUUGCUGCUGUGGAUGGCAUCGAUUAUGAGAAGGCAGAAGUAGAUUAA
Camarhynchus parvulus is the source of this 714-nucleotide messenger RNA. RefSeq names its product PWWP domain-containing DNA repair factor 3A-like. NCBI's taxonomy places the organism in Eukaryota, Metazoa, Chordata, Aves, Passeriformes, Thraupidae. The record is from RefSeq and is a predicted model, not a curated record.